AUCUCUGUGGUAUCUGUUAGGCUGCGUGACAGCCGGUCUAGGCAGUGGGCGCAGGCGCCGUGAUCCGGGUUGCAACUAGCUGUUAAUAGCGGAGCCAGGCCUGGGCGCGAGACGGGUCAGGGUGCCCCAGCCCUGGCAGCUCACCGGUGCUUUGCCUCCCACUAGCAGGCGGCGAGAGGGACGCUCAGGUUCUCCUCGCCUCAAGACCGGGGGGCGAGCGCCAGGCGGCUCUGGGCAGCAGCCAGGACGGCAGCAGAGCUAUACAGGCAGUCCUUGGACUUAUGACACAGUUGGUUCCUGAACAUUGCCUCGUAAAUUGAAGUCUUGUAACUCAGAACCGCAAUACACGCCGUCGUGGGACCGAGCAUCGUAAAGUCGAAACAAAUUGUUUGAUGACUUGAAAACUGAGGUCUACAUUUUCCCCUCUCAUGGAAAAAUCUAAAAGAGGGGGCUUAGGUAGAAGAAAUCUCCAUGAGGAUCCCCUUGCAGAUACUCCACUGUUGCUCUGUUGGAGGGAAAGGGGAGAGUGGACUGGGCCAACUGCAAACCUGGAAGAUCUUAUACUAUUGGUGUGGAAGCCCAGUGUCUGAGCACUAGCUCUGGCCCCCCAUGGCGUCAUCGCCAUCAUAGUACGGCUCCAUUCAAUCUGCACUAACAUGGCAUUUCCCUGUGACAUCUGCUGGGGACUGCAGAAAAGAGCCCGAGUUGCUGAUUAUCUAUUCCACAAAGCUGUGAAGAAGACAUGAUUUCCAGUGGCAGUAAUGCAGAGAGCGUGAACCCUGUGCUCAGAAUAAGUCAGCUGGAUGCUCUUGAACUAAACAAAGCCUUGGAGCAGCUAGUUUGGUCCCAGUUUUCCAGCUGUUUUCAUGGAUUUAAACCAGGGCUGUUGGCUCACAUUGAACCAGAAGUAAAAGCAUUUUUAUGGCUUUUCUUGUGGAGAUUCACCAUCUAUUCUAAGAAUGCAACUGUGGGACAGACUAUUCUGAAUAUUCAGUACAAGAAUGACUUAUCUCAAACACAGAAAUAUCAGCCAUUGAGCAAACACCAGAAGUUAUGGUAUCUUAUCUGCACUGUUGGCGGAAGGUGGUUGGAAGAAAGAUGCUAUGAUUUGUUCAGCAGUCGCCAACUAGAGUCAUUCUUCAGAACCAAGCAUUUCAUUAAUUUUGUAGCUGGACUUCUAAAACUUUGUGGACUACUGAACUUUCUGAUUUUCCUUCAGAAAGGAAAAUUUGCAACAUUUACCGAACGUAUUUUAGGAAUUAGAUCUGUCUUUUGUAGGCCUCAGAAUGUUCGUCAAAUAGGGUUUGAAUACAUGAACAGGGAACUUCUUUGGCAUGGCUUUGCUGAAUUUCUCAUCUAUCUUCUACCACUCAUUAACAUGCAAAAGCUCAAACUCAAAAUUUCAUCUUGGUCUUUGCCUAUUGCAGUUUUUUCCAACAGUGAAAACACUUUAGCAGCACAUUGCAAGGAAUGUUCUGUAUGUGGGGAGUGGCCAACUAUGCCUCAUACCAUAGGCUGCUCACAUGUUUUCUGCUACUAUUGUAUUAAAAGCAACUGCUUAUUUGACAUGUAUUUUACCUGUCCUAAGUGUGGUACAGAGGUACACAAUAUUCAGCCAUUGAAAUACAAGCUUGAAAUGACAGAAGUUCACACCCUCUAGAGUUUUUUGCAGUGCACUUGAAGCACAUACUUUAGAGUAAACUGUGUAAUAUUCAUAACCACUAUUAAAUUGAUCAUAUUGUCAUCUUUGUUUACAGCAGUUUGAUCUUUGUGUCUUAUGUCUGUGGAUAUAAUAAAGUCUGUAUUGACAUUCAUUUCUAUAUACUAAUAUAAAAUUGUAAUUUAACCAUUAUUCCAAUUAUAAUCAAAGAUUCAUGGGACUAUAUUGAUGGUAGCUAUCCACAUAUUUCAUCAACUGCCUUCUAUAAUCAGCAUAAAAGACAUUCCUUGUAAACUACUUUUGAGGUAAGUAACUCAUUAGCAUCUAUAAUAAAGUAGUGAGACCACCUAAAGAAAAUGGAGAGCUGCACCCUAUCAGCAAAAAAAAAAAAUAAUAAUGUUCUCUUAGUACUGGGGAAUAGGCUUAAAAGUACCUUUUAAACAUUUUUUGCCACUUUGCACCAUUAAGUCAGUUUAAAUUCACUGCAGUGAAUCUGUUCCCUAAUUGUCCUAACCAAAUACAUCUACCGUUCCAGGCUACUAAGUGGGUACCACCCUAAAAGUCAUAGGGUACUUUUAUUGCCUUUAUAAAUAUUUAUUAUAGGCAUUCAUAUACCACAGUGAUAAACGUGGGUCUCUUUGGUUAUUUCCAUUGUUGUUGUACCACAAUUUCAUUGGAUAUCAAUUAUCAGUACAGCUCUGCAAUAGCAGAGCACCAAAUUCAGAAGUUGUCAUAAAUAACAGAUGUUUUAGUGUGUGUGUGUCCGGGGUGGGUUCCUUAGCAAUACUAGACUUUUUUUUUUAUUACUACGUAAUUAGGUGAAGUCUUGGCUGCAAAGGAGUCAAAACAGCCAUUCAGAAGCCAAUUCUUCCCCUCCAAACUGUUUAGAAGACAUUUGACAGUGGGUUAAUAUUUUUAAGGGAGCAAAUUUUGCAGCUAAAACUUCAGUAGUUGGCAGCUUCCCUUUAACACUUUAAAUUUAAUGUUAUAUUUUCAAAAUAGGAUCUUAACUGCUGCUGUAUUUUGUGACAACAGAAAAUUCCUAAAAUGUAUGUCUUUCCUAAAGAUAUGAGAAAAAAAUUCAGCUAAUUUGUGUUCUAUCCGAAAGAUAACUGCCUUUGUUAUGUUUAUUCAUUUAUUGUAUGGAUAAAAUAUCACUAAUUAUACUGUCAUCUAAAAGGUGUAUGUAAUAAAAACAAAAUGUCUGCUGAUACUUUCUA
Molecule: messenger RNA, 2880 nt
Organism: Gopherus evgoodei (Goodes thornscrub tortoise)
Lineage: Eukaryota; Metazoa; Chordata; Testudines; Testudinidae
Gene: PEX2
Product: peroxisomal biogenesis factor 2
Exons: 4
Coding region: 743-1660 (305 amino acids)
Biological process (GO): protein import into peroxisome matrix
Cellular component (GO): peroxisomal membrane
Molecular function (GO): zinc ion binding
Source: RefSeq, a predicted model, not a curated record